UCCAGAAAAUUAUACGAACAAAAAAUAUGAUAUCUGGCUCUGAAUUAGACAUGUAAGAGAGAUAAAAACAUAGGAAGCCCCCUUUCUUCAUCUCUUCUACCUCUAUUAUUCCCUCCUUCAUGCCUCCAAUGGCAGCAGCAGCAGCCGCCUCUUCUUCCAUGUCUGUUGGGAAUUACUCCCUUUUUCUAAACAGGCUAACAGCCAAUCUCUCCUUUCCUUCAUCAUCAUCAUCAUCAUCAUCAUCAUCAUCUACUGCUGCUACUAAAACAAGAAAACCCAAACCUCACCAGGUCCUCACUCACCCACAACCUCUUCUUCAUCAUCAUCAUCAUCUCCAUCUCCUUCCCUUUUUCAGCACCACCACCAGCAGCAGCUGCAGCUUUGUAGCAGCUUCUGCAUAUGACGAUGCUGCAGUCAAUGAGGAAGAAGAAGAAGAAGAAGAAGAAGAAGAAGAAGAAGAAGAGAAGAGGAGAUUGUAUGUAGGGAAUCUUCCCUAUUCGAUGACCUCCUCCCAACUUGCUGACAUCUUCCAAGAAGCCGGCCAAGUCCAUGCUGUCGAGAUUGUUUAUGAUCGGGUGACUGAUCGGAGCCGAGGAUUCGCAUUUGUGACGAUGGGCAGUGUUGAAGAGGCCAAACAAGCAAUUCGUAUGUUCAAUGGAUCUCAAGUGGGGGGGCGGAGCGUGAAGGUGAAUUUCCCUGAAGUACCACGAGGAGGAGAGAGAGAGAUCAUGGGGCCAAGAAUUCGCAGCAGCUCCAGAGGCUAUGUCGACAGCCCAUACAAGGUCUAUGCCGGCAACCUUGGGUGGAGGCUCACCUCUGAGACCCUCAAGGAGGCCUUUGAAAGUCAGCCUGGCUUGCUGGGUGCAAAGGUAAUCUAUGAGAGGGACAGCGGCAGGUCAAGGGGAUUCGGAUUUGUCUCCUUUGCCUCGCCAGAAGAGGCAGAGUCUGCAAUUGACGCUAUGAAUGGAGUGCAUGUGUGGCGAUUUAGCAGUACCAUGCAAGAUCAGAACCACUUACCAGGCAGGGCACCCCACAAGCUUGCCUUGGCUCAAAAGUCAUGCUGUCCAACUAAUCAGGAGGUGGAAGGACGACCUCUACGGUUGAGCCUAGCUGCUCAAAAAACCACCACGGCCGCAGCUACCCAGACCACCCAAGAAAUCAGAACAGAUACUGUAGGCAAUGAAAUGCAAUCUACUGUUGCCUAUUGAUCAACCGUAAUGAAGACUUGUCUUGAUUUGGCGAGAUCGAAACAUCUUUCAAUUGUAGAUUUAUCAUCACUCUAACCCAACAUUGGAGGAUCUCUUGAGUCCCUGUCUUGAAAUGCUCCAACCAUUUCUAUCAUAUGAAGCUUCUUUCAAUUAUUGAAGUGGUUCUGAAUGGAGAGCUGCAACCCCAGACCAGAAGAGUUUUCUGAAGAGUCAUCAGAUGUUUGUAGCACACUCACUACCCCACAUAAAACCCAUCAAAUUUCGAUGAUGGUUUAUGAAUGUUUUUAUUGUAUGAUGAACAGAAUCAAUUCCACGUUCAUCAUAUCGAUUUUGGAAAUUUUCUUUUGGAA
Messenger RNA from Magnolia sinica, 1558 nucleotides. RefSeq names its product 33 kDa ribonucleoprotein, chloroplastic. The record is from RefSeq and is a predicted model, not a curated record. NCBI's taxonomy places the organism in Eukaryota, Viridiplantae, Streptophyta, Magnoliopsida, Magnoliales, Magnoliaceae. Gene Ontology annotation, cellular component: cytosol. Gene Ontology annotation, molecular function: mRNA binding. Bases 120 to 1208 code for a protein of 362 amino acids. The transcript is spliced from 5 exons.